This is a messenger RNA of Solanum dulcamara, 465 nucleotides long. Its product is annotated as secreted RxLR effector protein 161-like. Lineage: Eukaryota; Viridiplantae; Streptophyta; Magnoliopsida; Solanales; Solanaceae. The transcript has a single exon. The record is from RefSeq and is a predicted model, not a curated record. Bases 1 to 465 code for a protein of 154 amino acids.
AUGACUAGACCUGAGAUAGCUUAUAGUGUACAAACACUGAGUCAAUUCUUACAAGAUCCUAAACACACUCAUAUGGAAGCAACAUUAAGGAUUGUGAAGUACUUGAAACAACAACCAGUAAAGGAAGUGCUACUUUCAAGCAAUGGAAGUCUACUCAUGACAGCCUAUUGUGAUGCUGAUCGGGCAUCUUGUCCUAUGUCAAGAAGGUCUGUCACAGGCUAUCUAAUUAAACUUGGAAACUCCCUCAUUACCUGGAAGUCAAAAAAGCAAAUAAAUGUCUCUAGAAGUUCUACAGAAUCUGAAUAUAGAAGUUUGGCAACUACUUUGUCUGAGAUAAUCUGGCUAAGUGGAUUAUUGAAAGAGCUGGAGUGGAACUCAAUCAGCCUUUGGAAAUCUAUAGUGAUAGCAAAGCAGCAAUGCAGAUUGUUGUCAAUCCUGUUUACCAUGAAAGGACCAAGCACAUAG